GACAUAAAUUACAUCCACAUCCAAUUUGAUCUAAGUAAUUCAUAUAAGUAGCUAGCUAGCCUAGCCCUGAAAGCUUUGAGAAACUCAAUCAUGUCAGAGUUUAGGCAAGACCUGCAUCAAGAAAGGGGCUUGAAUAUAGAAGUCCUAACCCAGUUCUCUAAUAUGACAGAGAGCAUGUUAGAGGGUGGCUUGGAGAACUUAUUGGGCUACCAUUUCCAGUUACCAGAAAGUACAACUCCCAGCUCACUAUCCAAUUUUCCUUGUGUUACCUUACUGAAAUGUCAGAACGAGUUUCCGAUAACUCGAACCGGUCUACUGGUAGAUAACGCUCAAGAAACCAUGAAGAGAAAAGCAAAACAAGAAUCGGAAAGCAACUCAGGAGCGCUUUGUGCAGCCAGGCCUUUGAAAAACUUGGGAGGAGGAAGGAAAAGAAGGAACUGUGAGAAAGAACAGGAAAAGCCUGCAGAAGUAGUUCAUGUUAGAGCAAAACGAGGUCAAGCUACAGAUAGUCACAGUUUAGCAGAAAGGGUGAGAAGAGAGAAAAUCAACAACAAAUUAAAAUGCUUGCAAAACCUUAUUCCAGGAUGUCACAAGUCAAUGGGUAUGGCAAUGGUGUUGGAUGAGACAAUCAAUUAUGUUCAUUCACUACAGAAUCAGGUUGAGUUUCUUUCAAUGGAGCUUGCAGCUGCAUGUUCCUCUUUAGGCAUAAAUUUUGGCACGGGAGCUAUCAGAAAAGCUUAGGGAACAAGAUCACAUGAGGAACAGGCGACAGAGAAAUAGAUGAGGAAAUGAUAAAGAGAGCACAGUUGCUUCCACUUCAGUAAGCCCUUUUGACUGCAAAUGGGGCAUUUGAUAUCUCUAGGCAAACAAGAUAGUGUUUUCUCACAAGUCCACAAAAUGUCGAAAACAAAUCUAUCAGAGAGUGAUGUAUCAAUUUUACAUCCUACUGUAAAUUGCAUAAAGCAAAACAGGGCAACCAAUUACCUAAUAUUGGCUAUGUCUGGUGUGAUUUUGUUAUCCUGUCUGCAAAUCAUGUCUACUUUUUUAGAC
Messenger RNA from Cucurbita pepo subsp. pepo (vegetable marrow), 1050 nucleotides. Its product is annotated as transcription factor BEE 3. Gene Ontology annotation, biological process: regulation of DNA-templated transcription. Gene Ontology annotation, cellular component: nucleus. The record is from RefSeq and is a predicted model, not a curated record. NCBI's taxonomy places the organism in Eukaryota, Viridiplantae, Streptophyta, Magnoliopsida, Cucurbitales, Cucurbitaceae. Gene Ontology annotation, molecular function: protein dimerization activity; DNA-binding transcription factor activity.